GUCUGAUAUCGCAUUUUGUGCGUGUAAGAAUGAUUGUAGAUACUUUUUGUUAUCGCACGAAGAUAAUUCAUCGCGAUCUCGCCGCUAGGAACAUCUUAAUUACGGAAGAUCACGUUUGUAAGGUUGCCGAUUUUGGUUUUGCGAGAGAUGUUAUUGAUUCUCAUGUUUACGAACGUAAAAGUGAAGGAAGGCUUCCAAUUCGUUGGAUGGCACCUGAGUCUCUUUACGAUAACAUCUUUACUGUUAAAUCGGACGUCUGGAGCUUCGGAGUACUUAUCUGGGAAGUCGUCACGUUAGGAAGCACCCCGUAUACAGGACUUUCUGCGGCUGAAGUUAUGAAAAGGGUACGAGACGGUUAUCGUCUAGAGAAACCAGAACAUUGCAGAAGAGAGUUAUAUAAUAUAAUGUACUACUGCUGGGACAAAGAUCCAAAACAGCGGCCAUCCUUUGAGGAGUGUGUGGAGCUGUUAGAGAAACUAAUAAUAAGUGAAACUGACUAUAUAGAAUUAGAGCGGUUUCCUGAUCAUUCCUACUACAAUAUGACCAGUUUAAGCGGAGAGAAGCUUUAAUAGAAAGUUUACUGUUAAUUACGUGUACUUAAAACAACAGUUAUGUACAUAUUGUACUCAUUCAUUCCAUUAAGUAUAGGCAAGUAGGUAGAUAUUCAUUCUAGUCUCUGCGCUAUUUGUAAGGAUCACUUAUUGCUCACUCCAUACGGUUGUUAACUUCAAUAAAAAAUUGCAGCUUGUU
Messenger RNA from Photinus pyralis (common eastern firefly), 750 nucleotides. RefSeq names its product tyrosine kinase receptor Cad96Ca-like. Gene Ontology annotation, molecular function: ATP binding; transmembrane receptor protein tyrosine kinase activity. Lineage: Eukaryota; Metazoa; Arthropoda; Insecta; Coleoptera; Lampyridae. Gene Ontology annotation, cellular component: signaling receptor complex. The transcript has 3 exons. Gene Ontology annotation, biological process: positive regulation of kinase activity; multicellular organism development; cell surface receptor protein tyrosine kinase signaling pathway. The coding region runs from base 30 to 569 and encodes 179 amino acids. The record is from RefSeq and is a predicted model, not a curated record.